CAGACAGUUCAGUUUUUAGAUAAGCCUGUUCAUCCUUUCUUGGUGCAAAUCGUUGAAGACCUCUGUAACGUCACCGGGAAAACCCCCCAACAGGAACCGCAAUGAAACGCCAGGAGUUUUAACUGCUAUCUGUUACACUUGGUGUCAACAGUGGUGUUUUCCCUCAAGAAAGUUGUUGGUCGCCGGCUGCCAUGUGAUCCGUGCGCCGAACCCGGCCAAAAAUGUCAACCGUGACUUGUAGCCUGUUGUCCGGUAAGCAACACCUCUCUUCCUCGGUGUCGUCCAACUGAACCGCAACACGUCGACUUUCUUUACCAGGCGGUCUUCCCCUCUUCUUAAAUUCAGCCUGAGUUUCCAGCGGAGUUAUCCGGUGAACAGGGAGUUUCAGCAGGGAACAACAUGCGCUCCUUAGCGGGACUGGCUGCCGUCGUGGCGGCGGCAAGUGUCUACCUCUACCUGCUGUCGGCUCAUCUUCCCCCGGGACCGAAGCAAGUCCAGCUGGACUCCGAGGGGGAGGACGAGGGAGUCCAGGAGUACAGGUUGAAAUUCCCAUCGGAUCUGGAUGAGCUACGGGAGCUUGCAGAGAUGCUCAAGUUUUAUAAAAGAGAACAUCACGGCUACGUUCUGCUGCUGUUCUGCAGCGCCUACCUCUACAAACAGUCCUUCGCAAUACCUGGCUCCUCCUUUCUGAACAUAUUAGCUGGUGCGAUAUUCGGGCCCUGGGAAGGUCUGGUGUUGGCCUGCCUGCUCACCACGUCAGGCUCCACAUUCUGCUUCCUGCUCUCCUCUGCGUUUGGAAAGCAGUACGUGGUUCAGUUCUUCCCUGAGAAGGUGUCCCGACUGCAGAGGAAGGUGGAGGAAAAUCGUAGCAGUUUGUUCUUCUUCCUCCUUUUCCUUCGUUUCUUCCCUAUGACUCCUAACUGGUUCCUUAACAUCACCUGUCCUGUCCUCAACAUCCCUAUGCCCAUUUUCUUCUUUUCUGUGCUAAUAGGUUUGAUCCCCUACAACUUCAUCUGUGUUCGUACGGGCUCCAUCCUCUCAGAGAUCUCCUCUCUGGAUGAUAUAUUCUCCUGGGGGACGCUGGCCCAGCUCCUGGCCAUCGCCCUCAUGGCUCUCGUGCCUGGAGCGCUGAUCAAAAAGUACAGCAAAUCCCACCUCAAGGUGGACGGCAUGGACAGUAAUGGAUCCAGUCAGGCUGAAAUCAAGCAGGACUGGAAGAGACGAUGAUUCUGGGAUGAAAGAGGAAUCGCCUGGUUUGGGAUUCCCAAACAAGACAUCGUGUUAGAAGAACUAAGAUGGAAAAAACUCUCUCCACUGGUGGGUAUGUGACCUUUUGUCUUCUCCAGCCUCGUGAUUUCUGUAAGGUCACACCAAAGGCUAAUCAUACUCAUAGUAUGAUAUGUAGUUUGAAAAUGUCUUCAGGUCACGUUACUUUAAGACUGCAGUUUCCCAAUGAUCUCUCAGUGCUAUUACACAGAGCUUAAGUUGCAGGGGAAUUGUUUGAGAUGGAUAAGGUCUAAGGUCCGCGGAUGGAGCCCAAAAGGUGAUUUGUACACUAUAGAGCUCUGUACUGAACACAGACACACUAAGUCCCUAGUUUCUUUUAAAUCACUUCUUAAAAUGUUUCUCUUUGUGAAAGCUUUUGGAAAUAUUUCAUGUUUUUUUUAUUUAUACUGUUUUUAUUUCUAUUUAUUUGAUUAUAUUAAUUUUCUUGUCUGUGCAUAUGUCCUUUGGCCUUUUUUUCUCAUUUGAUCUGUUUUUCAUGUUUUUAUUUCUUUUUGUGAAGCGCUUUCUUAAGGAAGUUGGAAGGUUUAAUGUCUUAACACAGGAAUGAUGACUUCUCCAAACUAUAUCUUCAGUUUCAGUUAAUCAUUGAGAUAUUGUGGAAAUAUGUAAUACUCUGUCACUGACCUGGUCAUCCUGUUUCCAUCCCAGAGCCAACUAAACGCUGCCUACCAUGCUG
Molecule: messenger RNA, 1963 nt
Organism: Micropterus dolomieu (smallmouth bass)
Lineage: Eukaryota; Metazoa; Chordata; Actinopteri; Centrarchiformes; Centrarchidae
Product: transmembrane protein 41A-B-like
Exons: 5
Coding region: 400-1227 (275 amino acids)
Source: RefSeq, a predicted model, not a curated record